Microcebus murinus (gray mouse lemur) is the source of this 500-nucleotide messenger RNA. RefSeq names its product histone H2B type 1-C/E/F/G/I. NCBI's taxonomy places the organism in Eukaryota, Metazoa, Chordata, Mammalia, Primates, Cheirogaleidae. Gene Ontology annotation, cellular component: nucleosome. The record is from RefSeq and is a predicted model, not a curated record. Gene Ontology annotation, molecular function: DNA binding; protein heterodimerization activity; structural constituent of chromatin.
GGCGGUUUAACGUUCAUUCUUCCUUCUCUUGCUGCUUGAGUGCUUUAUCAUGCCGGAACCUGCCAAGUCCGCUCCUGCCCCAAAGAAGGGCUCCAAGAAGGCGGUGACCAAAGCCCAAAAGAAGGAUGGGAAGAAGCGCAAGCGCAGCCGCAAGGAGAGCUACUCCGUGUACGUGUACAAGGUGCUGAAGCAGGUCCACCCCGACACCGGCAUCUCCUCGAAGGCCAUGGGCAUCAUGAACUCGUUCGUCAACGACAUCUUCGAGCGCAUCGCGGGCGAGGCCUCUCGCCUGGCGCAUUACAACAAGCGCUCGACCAUCACCUCCAGGGAGAUCCAGACGGCGGUGCGCCUGCUGCUGCCGGGAGAGCUGGCCAAGCACGCCGUGUCCGAGGGCACCAAGGCUGUUACCAAGUACACCAGCUCUAAGAAGGAGAAAAGGUCCAGGAAAGAAACAUCCCCGCUAUCUAUGGAAACUUAAGGAGUUCAGAAUAUGUUACCCC